Messenger RNA from Nymphaea colorata (pocket water lily), 2858 nucleotides. RefSeq names its product protein ACCUMULATION AND REPLICATION OF CHLOROPLASTS 3, chloroplastic-like. Gene Ontology annotation, cellular component: chloroplast outer membrane; cytosol; extrinsic component of plastid membrane. Gene Ontology annotation, biological process: chloroplast fission. Lineage: Eukaryota; Viridiplantae; Streptophyta; Magnoliopsida; Nymphaeales; Nymphaeaceae. The transcript is spliced from 16 exons. Bases 117 to 2468 code for a protein of 783 amino acids. The record is from RefSeq and is a predicted model, not a curated record.
ACGGCGGCUGUUCCCUCCCUUUCCGAGUCUUGGACCUCCCGCCCUCGUCUUUCCCACGAACGCCAUCCGCCGGAGAUGGUGACACUGACCACUCUGCUCUAACAGGCCGGAUCCAAAUGGAGCUCCUCCUCAUCUGGAACGGCUGUCCUAUUACCUCUAUUUGUGGCCUUCCUCACCGAAAACUUGCUCUCGCCGGAGACUCCCUCUUCUCGAGACGAAUUCGCCGGAAAGGUUCCACUCUUGGCUCUGCCUUUCCUUCGAUUCCGACCCAACCAGUCAGCCGCUAUAGGAGGAAAAGCAUCUUCGCUAGCGAACAAUCAGCAGCGAGCGUUGAGGGAUUAGGGAAAGACGGAGAUGCUGUCCUCGUCGAAGUUGUUGGGAUCGGAAGCAGGAAGGACGCUCUUCUUGAUUUCUGUUUGGAGUCUCCGUUCUUUGAUUCGACUUCCGUGAGAUUCUGGACCAUGCAUAUGGAGUCAGGGAAGGUGGAGUUACAUCAGAAAAGUAUUGGAAAAGUUUGUGAUUUUUUUUCACUAGGUUUGGUGCAAGUCAGUGGUGAACAUCUUCUAUCAACCAGAAUAAGCUCCAGAGCUCUCAUUCUUGUAGCUAGUUCUGGAUAUGGUUCAGAUAUUCAUUCUAUGAUUUCACUUCUUAACUCAAUAAAGUCACUUAAUUUCAUAGUGAUGGGUAUCAUUUUGAAACCAUUCAGCUUUGAAGGGAAAAGACGUCAGUCUGAGGUAGAAGAUUUGGUCGAAAAGCUUCGUGACCACACAAAUCUUUGUGUUGUGGUUGAAACUGAUGCUCUACUUAAACGAGAAGCAGUUACACUUGCAGAGGCCAUGGUCAGUGCAAAUAAUGCUAUACUGAUGGCUAUCAUGACUACUUCUAUUAUCUUUAUGGAUAGUAAGCCAAAGUUUCUUCUUUCAUCACAAGAUAGUUUCAGAGAGCUCAAAUAUCCGGAACUCCUGGAUCUCUUGGAAGUCUAUGGAGAAGCAAAAGUUGGUUAUGGAGCUGGUUAUGACAUCAAAACAACAAUUGAACGUGCCAUCCUGGAAUGUGAUUUUCUUAAAGACGGAGUUAUCCAGGAGCUGGAUGGGAUAAUCAUCUGCACUAUUGCAAGUGCUGCACAUUUGGGCAAAAAUGAUAUGCAUGCUUUUAUGAAAAUCUUCCGCCAGACAUCCCGAUGCUCAACAGAAAUCCUAUUUUCCUAUAUCCUUGAAUCUAAUCUGGAUCCUGGACUUCUUCUAACAACUAUUAUCAUUCCCAAUUCUGUGAAGCAGGAGCCGCCAAAAGAGAGUUUCUGGUCCAAUUUGGCUCACCACAUUCCCUUCCUCUUCCCUUUUCUUGGAAAAACAACUCCUCUGCAGCCUGGAGACUAUCCAUCAGCUCAGAUAAUUGAAAAAACAAGUCCUUCAGAAGAGGUCUCUGGUCCAGCAAAUGGGAUGACAGAUUUGCAAAGAUUGAAGUAUGAGAGUUCUAUGAAUGUCUGUGGUGAAUAUAACAUCUCCUACUGUGAUGAACCUUCCAUGGAAGAAAAUUCUGAUGAAAUAUUUCCUUUAAGUAAAUCAGACGAUCCAAAAGCUGAAAGUAGGAUCAGUUAUUCACAGUCUGAUAUCGAUCAUCAUCACAUUGAUUGUCAUCUAGAAGGACAACCAGAUGCUCAGGUAUGGGACAAGAAAUGUCAAACCACUCGUAAAGAUGGUCCUUUUGUUGAUCAUGUGACCACCUACUCUCUUCCAGUUGGUGUAAAGCAGUUUAAAAAGUCUUUUGAUGAUACUCAGCUUUAUCACCCUUCCAUGGAGCAUAAAACAUCAUACCCCAUGGGAGAGGAACUUUUACAAUCUCGUAGCAAGAGAUCUUGGGAUGCAUUAGCUGAUGCAGGGAUUCAGGCUGUAGUGGAAGCUUACAACUCAGCGUCAUCCCUUUUAAAUAAUAAAUAUGACAAUGGUUCUGGGAAGCAAGGUUCUCUCUCUUUACGUGCAUCUUAUAUGCUGGAAGCAGAAAGAGAUUCAAAGAAAAAAUGGUCUCCUACUAUGGAGAUGAAAUAUAGAGGAGGAAUAUACAAAGGACGCUGUAAAGGAGGUUUUCCUGAAGGAAAGGGUCGAUUAAUGUAUGCUGAUGGUAGUUUUUAUGAUGGUUUGUGGCAUCAUGGUAAGAAAUCAGGCUUGGGCUCAUUUUACUAUAUAAAUGGUGAUGUAUUUCAAGGCUCAUGGAGGGAUGAUCUCAUGCAUGGUAAGGGUUGGUUUUACUUUCAUACUGGAGAUAGAUGGUUUGCAAACUUUUGGAAGGGCAAAGCAAAUGGUGAAGGACGAUUCUAUUCAAAAGAUGGAAGUAUCUAUUUUUGUAAUUUUGAAGAUGGCUGGAGGCAUGGACAGAGCAUUCACAUCGAUGUUGAUGGAACAAGGUGGAUGGAGAUCUGGGAUGCAGGUGUCCUUGUGAGCAGGGAGCUGUUGGACUCGGCGACAAGUUAGAGUUCCCGAUUCUCAAAAACGUCGAAGUUCAUGUAAGACUCCACCAUGUAGAUGAUUGCAAUAGAGAAGUUUCGGUUGGCGCCGAUCAUAGGUGAAUCACUGGAAGUACGUGGAGUUACACGUAGCAAACGUGUAACGUGACUAGCUUGAUAUAAGAGUUGCGGUUUCAUUAAUGACCGAGUAAUCUCGAGUCAGGGCAUUCACAGUUCGGCUAUUAAAGGCAUCUAUAUUUCUACAUAGCCUGUAAAAUUUUGCUGUAAUCAGUCUGUAUUAUAUGAAGGCGUUGGGUAACCUCUCUCGUUCGCACACAUCGUUUUGGAGGCUUUCCUUAUUAAAGCCAUCUCUCUGUAACGACCGUCUAAGCAUAUUAUCACUCACGAUUGAGGUUUA